UAGCGGCAGUGUAACUACACUUCCCGGCGUUCAGUGCCAGGAGCUUUCGUGUGGGACUGCUUUAUUAACUUCACCUUGACUAUCUUGCGAGCUCAGCUAAGCGCUAAGAAAAAAAAAAAAAAAAAAAAAAAAAAAAAACUGAGAGUCGUUCGGGUAACACAACUCCGGGCUGACAUGAACGGCGGAGUGGAGAGCGAUGUGCAUACAUUGGAGAUCCGUCUGAAGCGGGGUCCAUCAGGUUUGGGGUUCAAUAUUGUUGGAGGGACAGACCAGCAAUAUGUGUCUGAUGAUACUGGCAUCUAUGUUUCCAAGAUUAGAGACAAUGGAGCAGCAGCACUCGAUGGGAGACUACAGGAAGGAGACAAAAUUCUUGCGAUCAAUGGGCAAAAGCUGGAGAAUCUUUCUCAUAGUGAUGCCGUUCAGCUCUUCCACUGCGCUGGGGAAGAUGUUGUGCUUUCUGUGUUGCAACAGCCAUCCAAUCAGACGAAUGGUCCUUUAAGGCCGAGAGGAUCCCUGGAGCCUGGUGUUUCAUUCUUUGGAGUGAUUAUGUGUUCUGCUAUGCUGGCUUUUGUGGCCUUCUUAUACAUGCGACAUCGGCACCGGAGAGGAAUUCUUUGAAUCCAGCGUUACUAGUCAUUCUUUUUUUUUUUUUUGUGUUAAAUUUUAUUUUUUAUUUCUUCUGUUUUAAAAGUGAAGAACACCAGAGAACUGAUUACUUUCAUGUUAUUUUUGGGGUGAAUAAAAGUCCCCUAUGAUUGACAGAAUGCUGCUCUUUAUAUAAUAUGUGCUUACUGUAUAAUAUGAAAAUUAAUUUUGAACGGUCACUCUCCAAAUGUAAUAAUUACGUGGCUUUUAAAAAAAAUUCUGUUAACCAAAAAAAGUUUAUACAAAGAAAACAACAUUUAACAUAGGCUGGGAAAAUGUCAGUCAGUUGUGUGCGUUCAAUCUCUCUACAAUCAUUUCAUCGAGCAGGAGACAGAGCUCACUUUUUUUUUAUAUAUGAGCUUGAAUAUCACUUCAUCAUCAAACUGAUAAAAUGUUUCCAUUUCACUGACUGUGCUGUAUUUGGGCUUUGAUCAGUGCAAGGGAAAAAUAAAUGAUGUAUCCAUUUCUAGUGGUUCAAAUACACGCAGGGAGACACAGCAUUUUCUUGUUUUCUUUUCUGAUGAUUAGAAUCUUUUUCCUUUGAAUCAUUCCAUACAAAUGUUGAAUAAAAAGUGAGACUGAGCUAA
Molecule: messenger RNA, 1232 nt
Organism: Erpetoichthys calabaricus (reedfish)
Lineage: Eukaryota; Metazoa; Chordata; Cladistia; Polypteriformes; Polypteridae
Gene: synj2bp
Product: synaptojanin 2 binding protein
Exons: 4
Coding region: 175-618 (147 amino acids)
Molecular function (GO): protein binding
Source: RefSeq, a predicted model, not a curated record